AGACCUCAGAAAGGAGAGGAAUAACCUGGAGAAGAUGAGGGCUGAAGCUGACGCACAAUUCAGCCUACUGGACAAGCGAAAGGCAGACAUGAUGAAGCAGCAGAAAGAGUUGGAUGACACUUUGGAAGUCGUGAGAAAAGAGAGAAAUGAUCUUGCAAAAAUGAGGGCUGAAGCUGAUGCACAAUGGAGCUUGCUGAACCACAGAAAGGAGGAAGUAAUCAAGCAACAGAAAGAGGUAGAUGACAGCUUGGAAAUUCUAAGAAAGGACAGAAAUGACCUGGAGAAGAUGAAGGUUGAAGCUGAUGCAGAGAGGAGCCUGCUGGACCGGAAAAAGCUGGAAAUAAUUAAGCAGCAAAAAGAGGUGGAUUACAGUUUGGAAAUCAUGAAAAAGGAAAGAAAUGACCUGGAGAGGAUGAGGGCUGAAGCAGAUGCGCAGUUGGACCUGCUGGACAAGAGAAAGUCAGAAAUGAUGAAGCAGCAGAAAGAGAUAGAUGACAGUUUGGAGGUCAGGAGAAAAGAGAUAAAUGAUCUUGCGAAGAUUAGGGCUGAAGCUGAUGCAGAAUGGAGCCUGCUGCAGCAGAGAAAGAUGGAAAUAAUCAAGCAACAGAAAGAGGUGGAUGACAGUUUGGAAGGCAUGCGAAAUGAGAGAAAUGAUCUUGUGAAGAUGAGAGCUGACGCUGAUGCACAAUGGAGCUUCCUGGAGCAGAGAAAGUCAGAAAUGAUGAAGCAGCAGAAAGAGCUGGAUGAGAGAUCAGAACUCAUGAAAAAUGAGAGAAAUGAUCUUGCAAAGAUGAGAGCUGAAGCUGAUGCACAAAAGAAACUGCUGGACAAGAGAAAGGUGGACACAAUGCAGCAGCAGAAAGAGGUAGAUUACAGUUUGGAAGUCCUAAGAAAGGAGAGAAAUGAUCUGGAGAAGAUGAGGGCUGAAGAUGAUGUACAAAGAACCCUGCUUGACCAGAGAAAAGCGGAAAUAAUCAAGCAACAGAAAGAGGUCUAUGACAGUGUGGAAGUCAUGAGAAUAGAGAGAAAUGAUCUUGUGAAGAUGAGGGCUGAAGCUGAUGCACAAUGGAGCCUACUAGAGCAGAGAAAGGAAGAAAUAAUCAAGCAGCAGAAAGAGCUGGAUGACAGCUUGGAAGACCUCAGAAAGGAGAGGAAUAACCUGGAGAAGAUGAGGGCUGAAGCUGACGCACAAUUCAGCCUACUGGACAAGCGAAAGGCAGACAUGAUGAAGCAGCAGAAAGAGUUGGAUGACACUUUGGAAGUCGUGAGAAAAGAGAGAAAUGAUCUUGCAAAAAUGAGGGCUGAAGCUGAUGCACAAUGGAGCUUGCUGAACCACAGAAAGGAGGAAGUAAUCAAGCAACAGAAAGAGGUAGAUGACAGCUUGGAAAUCCUAAGAAAGGACAGAAAUGACCUGGAGAAGAUGAGGGUUGAAGCUGAUGCAGAGAGGAGCCUGCUGGACCGGAAAAAGCUGGAAAUAAUUAAGCAGCAAAAAGAGGUGGAUUACAGUUUGGAAAUCAUGAAAAAGGAAAGAAAUGACCUGGAGAGGAUGAGGGCUGAAGCAGAUGCGCAGUUGGACCUGCUGGACAAGAGAAAGGCAGAAAUGAUAAAGCAGCAGAAAGAGAUAGAUGACAGUUUGGAGGUCAGGAGAAAAGAGAUAAAUGAUCUUGCGAAGAUUAGGGCUGAAGCUGAUGCAGAAUGGAGCCUGCUGCAGCAGAGAAAGAUGGAAAUAAUCAAGCAACAGAAAGAGGUGGAUGACAGUUUGGAAGUCCUAAGAAAGGAGAGGAAUGAUCUGGAGAAAAUGAGGGCUGAGGCUGAUGCACAAUGGAAACUGCUGGAGCAGAGAAAGGUGGAAAUGAUCAAGCAGCAGAGAGAGGUGGCUGACAGUUUAGAAGAAAUAAGAAAUGAAAGCAAUCAUCUUGCAAAGAUGAGGGCUGAAGCUGAUGCACAAAAGAACCUGCUGGACCAGAAAAAGCUGGAAAUAAUGCAGCAGCAGAGAGAGGUGGAUGGCAGUUUGGAAAUUCUAAGAGAGGAGAGCAAUAAUCUGGAGAAGAUGAGGGCUGAAAUUGAUGCACAAAAGAACCUGCUUGAGCAGAGAAAGACAGAAAUAAUCAAGCAGCAGAAAGAGGUGCUUGACAGUUUGGAAGUAAUAAGAAAUGAAAGCAAUGAUCUUGUGAAGAUAAGGACUGAAGCUGAGGCUCAACAGAACCUGCUGGAGCAGAGAAAGGUGGAAAUAAUGCGGCAGCAAAAGGAGGUGGAUGGCAGUUUGGAAGUCGUAAAAAAGGAGAGAAAUGACCUGGAGAAAAUGAGGACUGAAAUUGAUAUACAGUGGAACCUGCUGGAGCAGAGAAAAACGGAAAUGAUCAAGCAGCAGAAAGAGUUGGAUGACACUUUGAAGGACCUCAGAAAGAAGAGAAAUGACCUGGAGAAGAUGAGGGCUGAAGCUGAUGCAGAAUGGAGCCUGCUGGAGCAGAGAAAGGCAGAAAUAGUCAAGCAGCAGAAAGAUAUGGAUGAGAGCUUGGAAGUCCAACGACAGCAGAGCAAUAAUCUAGAGAAUAUGAGGGCUGAAAUUGAUGCACAAAAGAACCUGCUUGAGCAGAGAAAGACAGAAAUAAUCAAGCAGCAGAAAGAGGUGCUUGACAGUUUCGAAGUAAUAAGAAAUGAAAGCAAUGCUCUUGCGAAGACGAGGUCUGAAGCUCAGGCUCAACAGAACCUGCUGGAGCAGAGAAAGGUGGAAAUAAUACGGCAGCAGAAGGAGGUGGAUGGCGGUUUGGAAGACCUCAGAAAAGGAGAGAAAUGACCUGGAGAAAAUGAGGGCUGAAAUUGAUAUACAA
Messenger RNA from Chanos chanos (milkfish), 2831 nucleotides. RefSeq names its product titin homolog. Bases 35 to 2797 code for a protein of 920 amino acids. The record is from RefSeq and is a predicted model, not a curated record. The transcript has a single exon. Lineage: Eukaryota; Metazoa; Chordata; Actinopteri; Gonorynchiformes; Chanidae.